AUGACAUCCAGGUAUGGAGUUGCUGCUACAAGACAGGAGGAGGAGGCCGAACAGUUCCUUUGGUCUAUGCUCGGAGACGAGUCGGAGUUAAACUUGGGUGUUGUUAGGGAUGUACUUUUUCAGUGUGGCUAUGAAGUUGAAAAGGCCUUGGAUGCCUUUCUUGAGUUGUCGUCUUCUUCCUCGAGUGAGACAUGGUAUUGCGUGGGAGAUACUCAUCACAGUUAUGUAGAGGUUCUUGCGGGCAGUACUUCUGGAACUCACCGGUGUACGAACACAGAUGACAUCUCUCAGAUGGUUGUGGAAUCUUUUUUCAACAAAUCUAAGAGGAGGAGAACUGAAAAAGAACCAAGAACCAUCAAUUCUAGGAAGAAAAGUGUCAAGCAAGUGCAGGACUCACUAGAUGUCGCCAAAGGAGCUGAAUAUGAUGCAUAUAGAGGGAGUGCAAAGCAGCACUGGCAAUCAGUAACGUCUCACUACCAGAAAGCAGCAAAUGCGUAUUCAAGCGGAUCGCGGGCAUACGCAGGUUACCUAUCGGAGCAGGCGAAAGUGAAGGCGAAAUUGGCACGAGAGGCAGAUGAGAAGGCAAGCCAGGAGAUCUUCAAAGCAAGAAACAAGGACAAGGGGGUAGAGAACGAUGUCAUGACUAUUGAUUUGCAUGGACAGCAUGUCAAACAAGCAAUGAGGCUUUUGAAACUGCACCUUGCGGAUGGGGCAAAGGAGCAAUCGCUUCGGCGCCUAAGGGUCAUCACAGGCUGUGGUGCCAGAAAGUCUAUUCUGAAACAAUCUGUCAUCAGACUCGUCCAGAAUGAAGGGAUCAAAUGGAGGGAAGAGAAUCCGGGAGCGGUAGUGAUCAAGCUAGCCUCACUGAGACAAGUUCAGGUUCAUGGAUAG
Molecule: messenger RNA, 891 nt
Organism: Argentina anserina (silverweed cinquefoil)
Lineage: Eukaryota; Viridiplantae; Streptophyta; Magnoliopsida; Rosales; Rosaceae
Product: SMR domain-containing protein At5g58720-like
Exons: 1
Coding region: 1-891 (296 amino acids)
Source: RefSeq, a predicted model, not a curated record